Molecule: messenger RNA, 1554 nt
Organism: Bradysia coprophila
Lineage: Eukaryota; Metazoa; Arthropoda; Insecta; Diptera; Sciaridae
Biological process (GO): long-chain fatty acid metabolic process; fatty-acyl-CoA biosynthetic process
Molecular function (GO): long-chain fatty acid-CoA ligase activity
Source: RefSeq, a predicted model, not a curated record
AUGAAUGAACAACGCAAUUUCACAUUGGAAAUUUGUGCGAAUACAAAUGCCCACACAACAUUCGAUGAGCUGUACGAUCGCACAGUUUGCGUUGCUGAAAAUCUCCAGAAAAUCGGCUGUAAACAAGGCGAAGUUUUUAUCUUUUACACGAAUAAUACCGCCGAUAUUCCAGCAAUUGUUUAUGCUGCCUUGUGCUUGGGAUGUCCAGUGACAGCCUAUGUAACAUUCGCAUCGAAGAGGGAAAAUCUGCACUAUUUGACUGUGACGAAGCCGAAUUACGUAUUUUGUGACUCGAAUAUUUAUGAAGAUUUAAAUGAAUGCUUUCAAGAGUUGGGAAAUGAGCCGACAUUUUUUACAUUCGACGGUCAAGCCAGCGGUAGUGUACGUUCGGUCGAUAGCUUAUUUCAGAAAGUUGAGUCAUCGGAUUCGGUUUCGUGUUUUUGUCCGGUGGAACUGGACGGUACCAAAGAGAUAGCGUUCAUUGUACCAAGUUCUGGUUCGACUGGCAAAAAUAAAGGAGUUCUCGUGUCACAUGCUUCUAUUCUCGACACUGUGACCCGACUGUCAUCGUUUAUCAAUGCAUCUGAUGUUCUGCUUUCCCUCUCCGACAUUUACGCAAUAACUGGAGUGGUGUCUUUAAUGGCUGGCACAAUAAAUGGAGCCACCAGGGUGGUUAACUUCGGGCCAUUUUCCCCUGAUCGAUUUUUCGAUGUGGUUGAACAAAUCAAUGCAACGGUCACCAUAUCAACGGCAUUUCCGAUCAAGCAGAUAUUGAACCACCCGCGCAUUGAAACGGCUAAUCUGUCGAGUUACAAGCACUAUUUAUGCGGUGGAGAAAAAGUGUCGCUUGACAUCAUUCAUAAAAUGAAUAAAUUUAUGACGAACGGAACAUUUUGUCAUGGCUAUGGAAUGACAGAAACUUUCAUGGUAAUUACGGCAAAUUUUAGACAUCAAAAGAAUGUCUCGGUUGGACAAUUGAUCAGUGGAUGCGAGGCGAUAAUCGUCAACGAUAGCGGCGAGCGACUGGGCAUUGGCGAAGUUGGCAAUCUCUGUUUCAAGCUAACGUUCCCCUUUUCUGGCUACAUGGGUAGCACUGAAAACGCUGCUGAUUACUUUGAUCACAAUGGAUUUUUUAAGACGGGAGAUAUAGCACGAUUCGACGAUAACGGCGACCUGUUCAUAGUCGAUAGAAAGAAAGAGAUGUUUAAGGUGGGUGGCUGGCAUGUGAUACCAGCCGAAAUCGAAGAAUUCCUCAAUAAAAUCGAUGGCGUGAAGCAGUCAUGCUUGGUGGCGUUGCCAGAUCCGGAAUAUGACUUUGUGCCAGCAGCUAUAAUUGUAAAAACCAAUUCAGCUGCGUGCACUGAACAAUCAAUACACGAUGCCGUUUCAAACCAUUUUGCUUACACGAAACGACUUCAAGGUGGGGUGUAUUUCGUUGAUUCACUUCCAAUGACUGCAACUGGGAAGAUCGCUCGCCGUUCGGUAGCAGAAAUUGCGUUAGAUUUGGUAAAAAAUCAGAAAACCGAUCAGAACAGAACACUGAACGCCAAUUGA